This is a messenger RNA of Ilex paraguariensis (yerba mate), 513 nucleotides long. The record is from the annotation of a GenBank genome assembly. NCBI's taxonomy places the organism in Eukaryota, Viridiplantae, Streptophyta, Magnoliopsida, Aquifoliales, Aquifoliaceae.
AUGGCAAAGGUUCAUCCCCAAGUACUUGUUGCCUCUUCAACUUCCUUUAAGCAAGAAGUUUUCACUAUAUGGAUGAAAUCUUUAAUUUUUGGCAGUAAUGGUUGCACUGUCUUUGAUUCAAACGGCCAAAUUGUGUAUCGCGUGGAUAACUACAAUCACAAAUAUAGUGAUGAAGUUCAUCUCAUGGAUAGGGUGGGCAAAGUACUGUUCACGAUAGUUAAAGAGAGAUUUAAAUUUUGGGGGAGUUGGAAGGGAUACAGAUGUGGUACAGAUCUUAACAAGGAAAUGCCUGUGUUUCAAGUAAGAAGGACCUUUGGAAUUCUUAGAGGGGACUCAGUGUGUGAGGUUGAUGUGGGGUUGGAUAAAAAUCAAAGACAGCAGUAUAGGAUGGAGAUUUGGACCAGGAAAUCAUCAUGCAAGAUAGUUGAACCCUUGGGUGAGCUUGUUGCCGAGGGGGUGAGCUCAAAGCAAAGAGGGCUUGAUAUCAUGGGGUAUUGGCAAUGGCUAAAGUGA